Peniophora sp. CBMAI 1063 is the source of this 1023-nucleotide messenger RNA. Lineage: Eukaryota; Fungi; Basidiomycota; Agaricomycetes; Russulales; Peniophoraceae. The record is from the annotation of a GenBank genome assembly.
AUGGGCCUACACGCAACCGCUUGGGCGAUAGUGCACAGCGGAGGCGAGAGCAGCGCCCGCACGAAGACAACUUUAGAAGCAAGGCUUCCCAGAUUCGAUAACUUUCAGGAUCCUCACAUGAUCGAUUGGACGAGCUCCAGCACACUGUACUCCCAGACAGCAUCGCUCCAAAAGGUCACGCUGUCCUUUGCUGGCAUAUAUUUCUACGAAUUCGCAUCAUCUUUACCACACGACUGGGAGGUCGUCAAGAAACUUCGCGGAAAGCCGACAACUUUGAUCGGCAAUGCGUUGUACCUGCUUUGCCGUUACCUGAUUUUCAUGACCUGCGUCUGCUCCUGCUUGCUCGCAAGCGGCUACAGAGAGUUUUCUUGUCAGGCUCUUCUCAAAACUCACAAUACCUCUGCGGGGUUCGGGAUAGCUUGCGCUUCAGGCUUACUUUUUGUACGCGCAUGUAUCAUAUGGAAGUGGAAUCGAUGGGUCAUCGCUUUCCUGUCGCCUUUCCUGGCGGCGGUUUGCGGUUGCACUAUCCAAAUCACUGUCCUGUUCACUUCGUCAUUUGACCCGAAAAUCGGCCAAUGCACGCUGACUAGCGCGAUUAUCGAUAGAAGUUUAUGUGUCGCGUUGUUUUCAGGCGAUAUCACUCUUCUUGCGUUCAUAUUCAUAGGCUUACAGAGAGGUUGGCAAGGAGCCCGGGGGUUUCCUCUGUGGUUCACGCUGUGGAACCAGGGCCUGCUCUACUUUGCGCUUGCGGUCAUGGUUGAGGCUCCACUGGUGGCAAGUUCAUUUCUUAUCUUCCUCAUGUUGGAUCUCAACGAAAUCAUGAAUGCAAUGUUUGUUGUUCCGGCAGUCGUGAUGAUGGCGACCGGCGCUACGCGCUUUCAUCGCACUUUGAGCGGCUAUAGUAACCGUCCGGUGUUACCAUACAAGAUCUCGGCGCAUUCCGCUGAACCCAAUUCAUACGAGUUGGCGAACAUUGUUGACCGGCGCGCGCGGGGCGCGUCAGUCAAUCCGGAGCGCCAUUGA